Messenger RNA from Botrytis byssoidea, 1735 nucleotides. RefSeq lists its product as uncharacterized. The record is from RefSeq and is a predicted model, not a curated record. The coding region runs from base 213 to 1175 and encodes 320 amino acids. Lineage: Eukaryota; Fungi; Ascomycota; Leotiomycetes; Helotiales; Sclerotiniaceae. The transcript is spliced from 2 exons.
UUUCAACGUCAACUCUUUGAUUAUUUUUCCGUUUAUUUUGUCGCAACACUUCAAUUGAUACGAAAUUUUCUAUUUGACUACUACAAUUGAAUCGCAAGAGACAAUUGAAAAGAACGUGGAACUUGGAUUGAUAUAUUUAUCUUGAGUAACUGAGUUAUUUGGAUAAUUUGAAGGUUCUUGAAAAGACCCGGAAGACGAGAAGAUUGGAAAAGAUGGCUGAUAAUAAGAUCGAAGAAGGCGACAAAGUUUCCUGGAGCUGGGGCGGCGCAAAUCCAGAUGGAACCGCUGCGGAAGUAAAGGCUGGUGAAGUCUCAGUUACUAGUCAUCGCGGAAAUGAAAUCCAGAAGACGGGAGAUGAGGAGAAUCCAGCAGUACACAUUGAGAGAAGUGGAAAUGAUGUUGUGAAGUUGGCUAGUGAGUUGAAGGUGGAGGAGAAGGGUGAAGAGAGUAAGGAGGGAGAGGAGACGAAAGAGGAAGAGGAAGCCAGUGAAUCAAAGGAUACCAAGGAGGAGGCCAAGGAAGAGGCCAAGGAAGAGACUAAUGGCGAAUCCAAGGAUGAAGAAAUGAAGGAUGAAACCAAUGGUAAAGCCAACGGUAAAUCCAAGGUCGAGGAGGAAAAGGUCGAGGCCAAUGGUGAUUCAAAGGAUGAGACCAAUGGCGAAUCAAAGGUCGAAGAGGAGAAGGCCGAGACCAAUGGUGAAUCCAAGGAUGAGGAAAUGAAAGAUGAAACUAAUGUUCCAGACGAAAAGGUUGAAUCUGAGGGUGAAAAUAAGAAGGAAGAGGACGUUGAGAUGAAGGAUGGUGAGGACAAAUCUGAAGAAAAGACCACCGAAGAAAAGCGCGAGGAAAAGACUGAGGAAAAGAAUGUCAAGGAGGACGAGAAGAAAGAUUCGAACGGCAAAGAAGAUAAAUCCGAGACCAAACCUAAGGCCGGCAACAAGCGCAAGGCAGAUGAAUUGGACGAUGAAGCAGAGAGCCCAGAAGAGAACGGUACCAAAAAACAAAAGACCAACGCUACUUCUAAUGGUACUGCCAAUGGUACUGACUCAAAGAAGAAGCCUGGUAGACCAAAGGGUGCAUCCAAUGGUACACCUGCUAAGAGAGAGAAAAAGCUUCCUGCUGUUGGUCAAGCUCAACGAAAGACAAGAAGUCAAGCACGCAAGGAAUCUGUUUAGAUCUCUCAAGAGAUUAUAUUUUGUCCAUUUACAGGUUGAUGAACUUUUCAAUUAUUGAACACAUUUCCGACAACGAAAACCUCACAUGGAGCGAAUCUGGUUUCUUUCAAUUGGAAAAUCCACGGUAUAACAUUUGAAUACGUUUUCGAAUAAUUAGACAAUCUAUCGACUCGAAUCAUUUAGGUUAUAUGGGGAAAUAUGGUGAUGGGUUUUCGUGGUUGUUUUUUUACAUUUUUAUUUUUGCAUUUUUAUGCUUUGUAUAUUAUUGCGGGAAAGGAAAGCUAGGUACAGAGAUUCAAUCAUUCUCUGUACUUCAAUUGUUUGAUUUGGAUUGAGAGAGGGGAAUGGAAGAUGGAGAUGCGAGACGGGAAAUGACGAAUUAUGGGAUGAGGAUGCGAUGCGAUGCAAUGCCAUGAAAAGUGGAGCGAGUUAUCUAUAGGAAACCAAACGAAUAUGCAGAAUGAAAUUAUUAUUUACCAGACAUGAAGUGUGAGUUUUUUUGGUCUCUGUUGUACCUAGGUUACUGAAUUGACCUCGAGUACAUGGACUUGGACUUUGUG